Messenger RNA from Puntigrus tetrazona (Sumatra barb), 644 nucleotides. RefSeq names its product calcitonin gene-related peptide-receptor component protein (gene crcp). Gene Ontology annotation, molecular function: nucleotide binding. The record is from RefSeq and is a predicted model, not a curated record. Lineage: Eukaryota; Metazoa; Chordata; Actinopteri; Cypriniformes; Cyprinidae. Gene Ontology annotation, biological process: transcription initiation at RNA polymerase III promoter. Gene Ontology annotation, cellular component: RNA polymerase III complex. The transcript is spliced from 6 exons. The coding region runs from base 79 to 507 and encodes 142 amino acids.
AAACUGGGUGGGAACGUUUAGCAGGCUUCGUUUUCUCGCCGGAUCGUUGUUAGCUGUUGAACCAACAAGGCAAGCGAGAUGGAAGUAAGGGACUCCAAUGCUGCUAUGCUAAGCAAUUAUGAGGUCUAUCAGUUGCUGACAGAACUGAAAGAAAAAAGAAAGGAGAUGGUUAAAAAUAAGCACAGCGUGGGACAGCAGAAUCUUAACACCAUCAUGUAUGAGACCCUGAAGUACCUCUCCAAGACGCCGUGUGCUCAUCAGAAUCCAGACACUGUGAAGGAGUUCCUCACUGCUAUGCUGCCUCACAAGCUCACCAAAGCUGAGAAGUUGCAGCUCCUUAACCACAGGCCUCAGACUGCUGUUGAAAUCCAGCUGAUGGUAGAGGAGAGCGAAGAAAGACUGACAGAAGAACAGAUUGAUGAACUUAUACAGAAAGUCACGCACGUUCUGCCUGGUGACCCUCAGAAAGAAGGGUCUGCUGGCCCCGAGAUGGAGACAGACCAAUAGCAUCACACCUGGACGCUUUGUUUGUGUUGACAAUGUUUUUUAAAAGUGAUGCUAAGUGUUAAAACAUGUAUUUGGUUUUUUUUUUUUUUUUUUUAUUGUACAUAUUGAACAAACACAUGAUAAAGAUAUUCCUUUCA